UUCAUAAAUGUAGUCAUAUCCUGUCUAAUGCAGCCUGCUGUACAGCUCUGACCGAGCUCAGUCUGGAUGACACAUCUGCUCACCACAUUAUGCAGGAAAAUGGCAUCUACAUUAUAGCAAAGUUGAUAUCACCACAAAAGUCUGGAGCAAAGAUCACAUCAUUGCAGUGCUAUGCAUUCAGGACCCUCCGAUUUCUUUUCCGCGUGGAAAGAAACAGGCAUCUGUUCAAGAGACUCUUUCCCACAGACCUCUUCGAGAUGUUUAUUGAUGUUGGCCACUGUGUGCGGGACCUCGCUGCCUAUGAAGGGCUGCAAACCAAGGUCUCAAUCUACACUGAUGAUGAAUUGGACAAUCUGAGAGAGAGCAUCGAGGCUGUGGACCAGAAUCGCCCCCCCCUCAGGGUCAUCAACGGUUACUCUGUGCUGGACCACCUGGGCACCGGGGCGUUCGGAAGCGUGUUCAAGGUUCGAAAGCAGAGUGGCCAGAACCUCCUGGCGCUGAAAGAGGUGAAUCUGCACAACCCGGUGUUCGGCAAAGACAAGAAGUCCAGAGACAGCAACGUGGAGAAAAUCAUCUCUGAGCUAACGAUCGUCAAAGAGCAGGCACACGUUUUUCAACUGGAAUCACUGACACACAAUUCAGCAACAAGCUAUACGAACAAAUAA
Platichthys flesus (European flounder) is the source of this 665-nucleotide messenger RNA. RefSeq names its product NIMA-related kinase 10 (gene nek10). Gene Ontology annotation, biological process: protein phosphorylation. Lineage: Eukaryota; Metazoa; Chordata; Actinopteri; Pleuronectiformes; Pleuronectidae. Gene Ontology annotation, molecular function: ATP binding; protein kinase activity. The record is from RefSeq and is a predicted model, not a curated record. The transcript has 6 exons. Bases 90 to 665 code for a protein of 191 amino acids.